GGGGGUUGGUGUAAAAUGUGCUGUCUAAAUUCGAAAUUGAUUCGGCCGUCUUUAUCUGGUUGCCGAGCAACUGGCAUCAUUCCUUGAAUAUUCUUUAAUUAGCUGAAAAGAUGUCGAAUAAAAUGGCCAUUAUUAGUACACCGUCGCAAACUACGUGGACAAAAUCUUAGGGAAAUGAUUUUUUUUGUAACCGAUUUUCUAGAUUUUCACAAUCUUCCGCAAUAUAAAGGAGUAAUAAUGUACCAGGAACAGAGACAAACCUACGAUGUCGUCAUAAAGGAGGAACCGUACUGUUUCCGCAGGACCGACCAAAAACCCGAUGUCAAACCGGAUUCGGUAUUAAACAUCAACCUGAUCCAAGCUAAGAAGGAAUCCGCGGAAGAAACGAAAGCCGAGUUUUUUGCUUUCAAAUACGGCAUCCUGACUCCGAAAGACGAAUCGUACUUGAGGUACGUGCGGUUCGCAAAGUGCAGCGUCGAAGGGUUCCCCGACAAACUAGUCCGGCACCGCCACGAAACAUCCUCCGCGUAUUUGUGCGAGUAUUGCGGCGCCGCGACGUCAAAAAGCAGACGGGAGUUUGAGAUGCACAUCCUAAACAGCCACCGAUGCGACCAAAAGGCUUUAAACCGAAUUCAGUCGCAGGUAUUCGACUGUACGCGUUGUGAUUACCGUACGGUGAAGAAACUCGACCUGACUCGCCAUUUGAGGACGCAUCGUGAGGGCGGGAGGUUCGUAUGCGGCGAGAGAUACGAAUGCUUUCACUGCCGGUACGCCACUGGCGAGAAAGGUUCGCUGGUGAAGCACGUAAGGCUUCACGUUUCCGCCAACGUUUUGCCCCACGAGUGCAGAAGAUGCUCGAAGAGGUUCAACGAGAAGAAGAGCCUGGACUCGCAUAUCGUAAAUAAACACUCGCGAGAUGCGAAUUUGAUGAAGAUGGUCACGAAUAGGAUUUAUCGGUGCGAUAGCUGCAGCUACAUGGUCGUCAGUAAAAGCAAAUUAGCCAGGCACAAGAUUGCCAAGCACCUCAGUAAGGGGAGUGAUUAAUACCUAUAUCGUACUUAUAAAAGCCUGUUUCACACUGGCACGUUUCGCCACGAAGCAGCUUCAAAGUCAACUUUGAGUGAUAUGAAACAUUCCCAAUUCCAAUUUUUGUGGACGUUUCAGUUUUUGUGCGUUUUUUAAUUAUUACUACUUUGGAAGUAUUGGAAAUGAAACAACGAGUUAGAGUAUUUUAUUGUAAAUGAAAAUAUAACCUAUAAUCUUUAAAAACGUGCAUGUCUUCCUCCUGUUGUGGUAUCAUUUAGGAUUAAAUUUGAAUUGUAGAAUGAUAUUUAGACACUCCUACUAUGGAAUUGUCAAAUAAUAACCGUGUACUGAAACCUUAUUGGGACUAUUAAUCUUAUAAGUAUAUAUUUUGGUUUGGACUAAACUGCCUAACUUGUUAAUUUGUGAUUUCAAUUCCAUUCUGAUAUUCAUGAAGCGGCAAUUGAAUAGUAAACUAUUGCGAUUGUGAACUUUUUUAAAUUGCCCUCAAUUUAAUUAAAGGUCACACACAAACUAAAAUCUUUAACUUUUGUCAUCGUUUGCUUUAAUUUUGAAUUAAUAAGUUUUGAAUAGUGCUUUUAGACCUUUGAUAAGUUAUCAUUGUAGUUUCAAAAAUAAUAAUUAUUAAAGAAAUUGUACGAUAGCGACAGUUCAUGUUUUGAAUCGCUUUUCAGAUAUUUAAUCGGAAAAUAUUCGUCGAUUUAAGAGCCUUUUAAAAUAAGCAAAAUUGGCAAAAAACACAUGACUAAAACAUUAACAAUAAAUCCCAAUAGAUGCUUAAAAUGUUCUCCAUGACAAUUACAAGAAAACACUGCAUGUAUUAUACAUUAGUUAAUAUACUCUUUAAAAAUGUAUCUUAAACACUGAGAUAUUUUGUUCAUUAAUGAAUUAUUUUCUUAACAACAGAGAAAGUCGUACAUUUUCUUUAAUAUUUUGGAUUGUUGAAACUACGAGGACAAAUUGUAAUAUGUAAUCAAAGAGAAAAAAGAGAUAGCAUUUAAAACUGCAAAAGGAAAAUUGAAGUUGAUGGUGGUUUAAAACAUUGGAACAUUGGGGUGGAUUGACUUUGACAGAGGAUGAAGCUUAAAAAGUUUGGACGAAUGUAUUUGUAGACAAGGCCCUUUCGAGUGUAAUAUAUUUCGAUGUUCAAAAUUUACAUUUUUGACAAUUUGUUAUUAUCUCAAACAAACCAAAACUAGAGUUAUUGUAAAAGAAAUAAAUGAGAAUUUAUAGUUUUUUUUCAAACUCUUACUUAACUUAAAUUUGUUCUUCUAUUGAUGCUUUUGAUUUUGUAUUUUUAUAAUUAUUUAUUUUAGUUUAUUAAUUCGCGUUAUAAUUAUUUCGAAGAGUUUAUAUUUUUGUUUACUUUGUUUAUUGGAGUUUGUAUUUUUAAUUUUUUUAUAAUAAUAUAUAUUGUUUAGUUGUUUCUAAUAAAGUGAUUUCCUUUCAUAUUUCUGCACACGUACGUUAACCUCAAACCUUAAAUCCAAAAUCUCACCAACUGCCAGUUUACAUAUACGAAGUGAGUAUCUAAGGAAAAUUAACUCGAUUGUUCACUUUUCGUCAAUCGUAUUGUUGGAUUUUUUUGAAUUUUACGAAA
This is a messenger RNA of Cylas formicarius (sweet potato weevil), 2644 nucleotides long. Its product is annotated as zinc finger Y-chromosomal protein 1-like. Gene Ontology annotation, molecular function: RNA polymerase II transcription regulatory region sequence-specific DNA binding; DNA-binding transcription factor activity, RNA polymerase II-specific. Bases 175 to 1044 code for a protein of 289 amino acids. The record is from RefSeq and is a predicted model, not a curated record. The transcript has 2 exons. Gene Ontology annotation, cellular component: nucleus. NCBI's taxonomy places the organism in Eukaryota, Metazoa, Arthropoda, Insecta, Coleoptera, Brentidae. Gene Ontology annotation, biological process: regulation of transcription by RNA polymerase II.